Molecule: messenger RNA, 6943 nt
Organism: Salvelinus fontinalis (brook trout)
Lineage: Eukaryota; Metazoa; Chordata; Actinopteri; Salmoniformes; Salmonidae
Product: ral guanine nucleotide dissociation stimulator-like 1
Exons: 16
Coding region: 73-1950 (625 amino acids)
Biological process (GO): Ras protein signal transduction; positive regulation of GTPase activity
Cellular component (GO): plasma membrane
Molecular function (GO): guanyl-nucleotide exchange factor activity
Source: RefSeq, a predicted model, not a curated record
AGACAGCAUGUCUACAUUUGGGGAGCUAUCAGACAUCUUACAUCACAAACUCUAACUCUACCUGACGACCUGAUGAGGGGCACCUCUAAGUUUGCCAAUCUGGAAGGCUGUGCUAAGGAGCACCAGAAACACACUCACAAACGACUCCAGCUGCAGAAGGAAAUGGGUGCCAUGCAGGGGACGAUACCUUACCUGGGCACCUUCCUGACAGACCUGACCAUGUUAGAUACUGCCCGGUCAGACCUAGUAGAGGGGGGGCUAAUCAACUUUGAGAAGAUGCGAAGGGAAUUUGAGGUGAUAGCUCGGAUCAAGCUGCUGCAGUCUGCGUGUAACAGCUACUGUCUUAGUGCUGAUGAUGCCUUCCUGCGCUGGUUCAAGGGCCAGCCUCAACACAGAGAGGAGGAGAGCCAUGCCAUGUCUUGUGACAUUGAAGGAGUGGGAGACAGAAGUACGACUUUAUGCAAACUUUGCAAGGGCAUUGUCAAGAGACUUAGCCAGCAGUCGCGCACAAGAUGGUUGCGCUCCCUGACACCCAUGUCCCCCUCCUCUCCCCUGCCCCCUGCCUACAACACCCAGGCUCAGGACGCCUGCAUCAUCAGAGUCAGCCUGGAGCAGGGAAAUGGCAACCUCUACAAGAGCAUCAUGUUGAUGAGUCAGGAUAAGACUCCAGCAGUGAUCUCUAGAGCUGUGGCCAAACACAACCUGGAGAGUGAGCCUGGGGAGGGAUACGAGCUGGUGCAGGUCAUCUCUGACGAAAGAGAACUGGUGAUUCCUGACAACGCCAAUGUGUUUUACGCCAUGAACACCUCAGCCAACUUUGACUUCCUGCUGCGUGUGCGAGGCACGGCGGGGUGGCCUGUCCAGCUGAGGAGUCGCUAUGUCUCCACACUCCCCUGUGCCCAGCAGCGUGCCAGCCUGCGCCUCAGCAAGGCAGUGGGGGACCGGCUACCACCCGGCCACACGGUGAGCCAGCUAGAAACCUGGAAGAUCCGUGCUGGAACUCUGGAGCGGCUGGUAGAGACCCUGCUGACGGGGUUCUGGGGCAAUGACCUCGCCUACACCAGCAUCUUCCUGUCCACAUACCGCACCUUCGCCAGCACGCACACCGUGCUGCAGUUGCUGCUAGACAAGUAUGGAAUUCCAGAGGGUAGUGAAGGACAGACUGAGCGAUGUAGACCCUCUGAAACCAAAGGAGUUGUUCGAAUUGCCCUGGCCUCCAUCUUGAGAGCCUGGAUGGGCCAGUAUCGAGAGGACUUCCAGGAGCCUCCAUCCUACCCCUGCCUCCACAGGGUGUUGGCCUACCUACAGAGGGCCCUGCCUGGAUCGGAGCCCAUGCGUAGAGCCCAGAGUCUACUGGAGCAGCUGAAGGCUGAGGCCAGUCUGGAUGUAGACUCAGAGGGUUUCUCCAGCGGUUUUGACAACAUACGCUCCUUCGGCCUGUGUGAGGAUGAGGAUGUGGAGAUUGAGGUCCAGGAAGACUUCAUGUCAUUUGAUACAGAUUUGGUGGCAGAGCAACUGACCUAUAUGGAUGUGUUGUUGUUCAAGAAGGUGAUUCCUCACCACUGCCUGGGCUCCAUCUGGUCCCAGAGGGAUAAGAAACAGAACAAGCACAGUGCUCCCACCAUCCGUGCCACCAUCACCCAGUUCAACGCUGUGGCAGCAUGUGUGGUCAGAACCAUACUGCACCGACAACAGAUCCGCCCACACCUCAGGGCACGGGUCAUCAAGCGCUGGAUAGACAUCGCUGAGGAGUGUCGCAUGCUUAAGAACUUCUCAUCGCUGCGUGCCAUUGUGUCUGCUCUGCAGUCCAACCCACUCUACAGACUGAAGAGGGCCUGGUCCUGGGUGCCCAAAGACAGCAUGUCUACGUUUGAGGAGCUAUCAGACAUCUUCUCGCAUCACAACUACCUGACCAGCCGAGAGCUGCUAAUGAGGGGAGGGCACCUCUAAGUUUGCCAAUCAGUUAGGCUGUGCUAAGGAGCACCAGAAACACACUCUCAAACGAUUCCAGAGGAAAAUGGAAAUGGUGAGAGAUGGCGCAAGCUACAAGCCACUGGCAGUUUGUGUUCAAGGCCCUGUUUGUUUACGUUUUAAUGAGGGAAGUCAAAGUGAGAUAAGCUUGGCAGUGGCUGCAGACGUAUUGGUAUGGUUUAUCCUAUGCUUUUUCUUUUCCCAGGGUGCACUGCAGGGGACAAUACCUUACUUGGGCACCUUCCUGACAGACCUGACCAUGCUAGAUACAAGGAGUGCGAAUUACGGGGGAGCCACAGGGAUGUCCUAUUCCCCUGAAUAGGACAUGAGCUCCUCUAAAGGCAAACUGGGGAGGGGGGUUUCUCUAAAUAUUUAUAAUUAGACCAAGACAAGAGCAUAACGCAUCAAUCUCACUGGAGAAAGCAUCCUUGCGAGCGAAACGGCGACUGUCAUAGUAUUUCUGGCGAGACAGCACUGGAUAUAUGGGCUACACAGACUGAUAUGCUGGUUUGCUCGCUCUGAGAUUCAGCCACUUGUGAAUUGCAGGAAAUUUAUGAAACAGUUCAUGUAAUUAAUUUUUUUUCACAUUUUUGGGGAAAACUUGGCAUCCACUAGUAGUAGGCCUAAUAACAAUCGAUGAAUGUCAUUAUGGUGUUUGUAACAGAUUUCCAUUCAUCAAAUGGAUGCUGGAAUUAUUUUUGAGGAGAUGAAUGUGCACAGCUGCAGGUAGUCGAUUAAAGUGAAAUCUUUACAAUAACCAGGUUUCCAUCCAACCUUUUCAUGUGAGUAAUGUCACGACAGGCCUGAUGGAAACACCUAAUUUGUUGGCAAACUUUCCAAUUUUGACAAAACAAAACACUCUAGACAAGGUGGAUCUUGUCGGUAAAAUUAAAUACAUUGUGUUGUUUAAGUGUUCCCUUUAUUUUUUUGAGCAGUGUAACUCCAAGUCAAUCACACUUCUAUGAAAUCAAACUGUCCACUUAGGAAGCAACACUGAUUGACAAUAAAUUGCACAUGCUGUUGUGCAAAUGGAAUAGACAAAAGGUGGAAAUUAUAGGCAAUUAGUAAGACACCCCCAAAAAAGGAGUGAUUCUGCAGGUGGUGACCACAGACCACUUCUCAGUUCCUAUGCUUCCUGGCUGAUGUUUUGGUCACUUUUGAAUGCUGGCGGUGCUCUCACUCUAGUGGUAGCAUGAGACGGAGUCUACAACCCACACAAGGGGCUCAGGUAGUGCCAUCAGCCAGGAAGCAUAGUAACUGAGAAGUGGUCUGUGGUCACCACCUGCAGAAUCACUCCUUUAUUGGGGGUGUCUUGCUAAUUGCCUAUAAUUUCCACCUUUUGUCUAUUCCAUUUGCACAACAGCAUGUGAAAUUUAUUGUCAAUCAGUGUUGCUUCUUAAGUGGACAGUUUGAUUUAUCAGAAGUGUGAUUGACUUGGAGUUACAUUGUGUUGUUUAAGUGUUCCCUUCAUUUUUUUGAGCAGUGUAUAUGAGAAUGUAUGGUGGAAAUUCCGUUAUGUGCAAAUAUUUAUAUAAUAACUAUCACAUUGAAGUGAACUUGGAGUUACGCUAUGGUGUGGUCAUCCCACUCGGUAAAGCAUGCCGUUUAUUAGGCUAUAGAUUAAAUGAGUUAUGAUGAACUUCACAGCGUGGUAAUGCUUUAUUGGAAAGGCUUGAUACCCCUUUCCAGUAAAUAUCAAGGGUUUUAUUCUGGUGACAUGAUGAUCGAUGCUUGGCUGCCAUAAUAAUCUCAUGUAGGCUAUACCCGCACUGUAUCUGCGAGCUGUUGACUAGAGUGGACGUGCGAAGAUCCGAGUGGGCACAUUCGCUAUAUAAAGCAAAUAAAAUGUCUGCCAAAACCAUCCAUUUAACUUUUUUAUUCGGUACAUGGGAAUUUAACUGCAAAAUAAAAAUGUGUGCCCUGUGUCAUCAUGAACAUUUUAUCUGCAACAAGUACAUUUGAUGGAAACAUCUCUGAUGGGAAAAUGCGCGUAUUGUUUUAUGCAGAUUUUAGAAUAUUCGCAUAGUAAUUGGUCACCAAUUGGCUGAAAACCUAGCAAAUCAGAUGACCAUGUCAUUAUUGUUUGUGUUCAUGCCACAUUAAAAUGUAAUACAUUUUUACUGAUAAAUGACAUGUCUUUACAAUUAGACCCAUACAUAAUUUUUUUCCAAGCGUGUGCACCCAAUAGAGGCUCCCCUGACUGACGGUUGUAGACUUCUCCUGUAUGUGUUGUGACUAACCACUGUUUGCAUCUAGAGCAUGCGUUUCAUUAGUAUUUUUGGGCAGUUUUUAUAGUCCUUCACCACUGUUUGUCUCACCAGCACAGCGUGUUAUCAGCGUUCAGUCUUUCACACUGUCAUUUUGUUCCCUGCAAGGUGAGCUCUUCAACUUUGAGAAUAGGUGACAGGCUAGUAAUUUACAACCUGUUCUUAACCUACUAAUUAGUUAGUCAUUCAUGAUCUUAGUGUCUGCUCGAUUGACCUGACUGACACUGAUCUCCCCCUAUGAAGUAUACUGUAAUUAACAUUUAUUUAAAAUAAAUCUACCCUGAAAUAGACAUUGUAUUGUAGUCAGGAAUUCAAUCAGAUUUGUAAACUUGGUCUUUGACAUGUUUUAACAGGAAUCAGUUAUCAGUAUUUUUAUAUUAGAUGUAUCUGACCCAUAUAGACGUUAACUUUUUUACAUGACCAUUUCCCUUUUGUCACCAGACUGUUCCAGGGAGUUGACUCCUCAGCAGCCAGUUCCCCAUUGAGUGAAACAGCCUGGCCUGCCCUGCAUGUACUGUAUCUUGGUCUUCCUGUUGGCCAUUUCCCUCGCCUAAAACACCCAGGCCUCCUGCAUCAUCCUAGUAAGCCUGUGUUAUGCCAUGACACCUCAGCUAACUUUGACAUCCUGCUGUAUGUGCGGGGCAGCCAGUCCAGCUGAGGAGUCUCUGUGCCUCCGGCGCCCCAACAGUGCUCACCCCCCACCCCCAGAGAUGCUGGGAGACUGAGAAGGACCAAACAUGGGGAAUGAGUUCAAGUCAAUGAGGUAGACUCAGAACUACCUAUUCCCUUGUCCCCAAUCGGACCCCCACCUCUGUGCCCCCCUCCCCCACACCAGUAGCAGACUGUGGCCUUCCUGUCUGCUGUGUACCAGUGUGCACUGUGUACCACGCGGGGCUGCACCUCUCAUUGUGAGCUGUGUGAUAGCUUACUACUUGGUUUUAACAAGUUAUUUCCUUUUUAAUAUUGUCUAGCUGUCCUAUCACCUGUAGGGUGUAAUGACACAAAUAGGAUGGGUCUCUGUGAGGCCCGGAUUGCGCUGCCUGACGCAUUGAUUAGCAGUCCUAAUAGAAAUGCAUUUGUUUGUUUGGGUGACUUCAGGAGGUAGGAAGUAGAUGGAAUGAGUGACCUAAUCUUACUCUUUUCACCUCAGAACAAAAUGGAGUAUCAUUUAGUUUCUUAUUGAUUCGUUUUUUUUAAAGGGCAGAAAACCAUGUCACACACAAUGUACAAAUCAUUAGGAACACCUCUUUCCAUGACACUGACCAGGUGAAGGCUAUGAUCCCUUAUUGAUGUCACCUGUUCAAUCCACUUCAAUCAGUGUCGAUGAAGGGGAGAAGACAGGUUAAAGAAGGAUAUUUAAGCCUUGCAAUAAUUGAGAGAUGGAUUAUGCGUUUGCCACUCCGAGGGUGAAUGGGCAAGACAAAAAGAUUUAAGUGCCUUUUGAAUGGGCUAUGGUAGUAGGUGCCAGGUGCUCUGGUUUGAGUGUGUCAAAAACAUCCCUGUGGUACGCUUUCAACACCUUAUAGAGUCCAUGACCCCAACAAAUGGAGGCUGGUCUGAGGGCAAAAUGGGGUGCAACUCAAUAUUAGGAAAGUGUUCCUAAUGUUUUGUACACCAGUGUAUGUCAAUCAAACUUGUAGAGGGUGAUUGAGGACAAUGUUUUUAAAUUGUAUGUUAAUUCUGAUUCUGUUCAUCCUGUCAACGUGGCUUUGAGAAAAUGUUGCGGUUUGAAAGUUUAUAAACGGCGUUUGUACAUUCAUCACUUUUGUUUUCAAGGAUUUAUACCAGCACUGCUUGUUAAAUGUUUUUUUGCAAUUUAUAAGUUGAUAGUAAUUUUGUGAAGAGAAACAACUUUGUGCCGAAAGAGGAACUAUGUUUCUGGUUUCAUUUUAACCAAGUGAGUUUGGCGUGAUACAGCCUCAUUAUCUACACGAGUGCCUCACACCGUGGGGUAAGGAAUAGUACGUUUCAUUUCAAACUUUGAGCAGUGAAAAUCUGCGUAGCAGGCAAAAAAGAAACUUGACAAAUACGACAUUCACGUAUUGCGUUGUACUCCAUUUGCAUAAACUGUAAAGUGUGCUGAGCAUUUUACAGGAUGUUCAGUUAGAAAUGUACUGUGCAGAACAGACUGUCAUUCAGAAUAGGCAUUCUAUCUACAACAUUCUGAACAGCCAGCUCCCUGUGCACCGAGCCUCACCCAAACACUCCCCCCCAAUAGUUUGUCACAAACGAUAUGAAUUAGAUUUUCACACGAGCCCACACUGACACUAAUUCAGUUCCUCCUGUGCCUAGGCCUCUACACACCGACACUCACCCCCCUUUUAACGGAAUCCCACAGAUACCGGCUCCCACACACUGCCUAACCAGCAUUAACACCUCCACCCCACCUGUCUAACCCACACAGUGAAACCGGUCCCUACUGUGGUCCCUACCAUAUACACUCCAAUGUUUCAUACCUAUUCUCUCCAUCACACUGGUUAUUACUAUAACGCUCAUUCUCUAAUACUGACAUUCUGGCCAUCUCACUGAGCAGUGUACUGGUCUGUUAUUGGUCAUUCAGUACUAAAUGCUGGGCAAGAUGUACUGUGGUCGAUUCUCCCUGUGUUGAUUCUCAUGCAACACUUGUGAAUUUUCUCUCAUGAACUCAGUUUCUGUGUGUCGUCACUGCCAAAAUUCUCUACCUAAAUAAAUGAUCAUUACUAUGA